AUGGGCCCCUGUACCGCCUCCUCAUGCUGCUGCCAGGUCCAGAGUGUGUCAUGGGCCCCCGUACCGACUCCUCAUGCUGCUGCCAGGCCCGUAAUCUGUCAUGGGCCCCUGUACCGCCUCCUCAUGCUGCUGCCAGGUCCAGAGUGUGUCAUGGGUCCCUGUACGGCCUCCCAUUGCUGCUGCCAGGCCCGUAAUCUGCCAUGGGCCCCCGUACCGACUCCUCAUGCUGCUGCCAGGCCCGUAAUCUGUCAUGGGCCCCUGUACCGCCUCCUCAUGCUGCUGCCAGGCCCGUAAUCUGCCAUGGGCCCCCGUACCGACUCCUCAUGCUGCUGCCAGGCCCGUAAUCUGUCAUGGGCCCCUGUACCGCCUCCUCAUGCUGCUGCCAGGUCCAGAGUGUGUCAUGGGUCCCUGUACGGCCUCCCAUUGCUGCUGUCUCCAUCGCCACACUCUGCCAUGUGCCACUUUCAGGUCUCCUUACACAGCUGGUGGGUUCCAUUUUUUCAUAGGGUGCUGUAUGGCCUCCCAUUGCUGCUGCCUCCACUGCCACACUGUGGCUUCACACUCUGGUUUUGGCCCCGUGACUGCCCAAAUGAGUGAAGUGUGCGGUGAUUCUAAGAUCGACGGCACUCAUCUGCAUGUCAUACUGACUGACAGUAUUAUUUCUCUUCCCCAGCAGACUCCAAGGGCAUUUAAAUUAAAGGUACAGUGUUCUGCACUAAUAUAA
Staurois parvus is the source of this 724-nucleotide messenger RNA. NCBI's taxonomy places the organism in Eukaryota, Metazoa, Chordata, Amphibia, Anura, Ranidae. The record is from the annotation of a GenBank genome assembly.